Molecule: messenger RNA, 2220 nt
Organism: Suillus paluster
Lineage: Eukaryota; Fungi; Basidiomycota; Agaricomycetes; Boletales; Suillaceae
Exons: 9
Coding region: 1-2220 (739 amino acids)
Source: RefSeq, a predicted model, not a curated record
AUGAAGAAAGAUGAUUUUGAGGCAAUGCGGGAGCACAACGCAUAUUACCCAUUUUCAGAUAGAGCAGAGUGGGAACUCACAAAAUUUCUAUGUGACAACUUGAAUCAGGGACAGAUCACCCAAUUUCUGAAGCUUCUCUGGGUGGUUUCAGAGGCGACGCAGCCGCUAUCUUUCAAGAACACAAAACAACUCUUCACUUUCAUGGACACAUUACUGGUGACCCCUAGAUGGCGGUGUAUGCCCAUCCAUACUAAUGGAUAUACAACUACCCACCCCAUCAAUCUCAUUUGGCGAGAUGCCCUAGAAGUUGUGCACAAUAUUUUUGGCAAUCCAAUCUUUGCCAACCAUAUGGAAUACGAUCCUUAUGAAAUCAACGACAGUGGCGAGCGCAAAUAUGGAGAGUGGAUGUCAUGUGAACAUGUGUCCGAAAUUCAGGUAAAUCAAUUACCUAUUAGUGCAACUAUAGUGCCCAUCAUUCUUGCAUCCAACAAGACACCAGUAACCCAACAGACAGGCACACUCAAGAUGCACCCAACAUUCCUUACAAUCAACAACAUCCACUCCGAAAUUUGCAUGAAGGCCACUUUGCACACAUGGGCGUGCAUCACAUACAUUCCAGUCCCAGAAUAUGUGGUGAAUAGCGAAUUUUCAGGAUUAUUGGAGGCACAUGUCUGGCAUAAGUGUAUGGAUCUGGUCUUGCAAAAUCUGAAGGUUGCCGCUCAGGUGGGCAAACCCAUGGUAGACCCCAUGGGUUGCCGGUGUUACGUAUUCACACCACUCGCUGCCCAUAUUGCAGAUCUUCCCGAGCAACUCAUGAUUGCAUGCAUCUCGAAAAAUACUACCAAUCCCUGGAAGGUCCGGGAGUUUCAGGAAUUGGCCAAGCAGUAUUGUCUCAGUGGCGACUGGAGGUUUGCAGACCCUUCAAUUUUCCUCGUCCCAGAACUACUGCAUGCAUGCCAUAAGUUUCUUUUCGACCAUGCACUGAAGUGGUGCAAGGAGGUGAUAGGCGCUAGCGAGCUCAAUGCUAGGUUCUGCAGCCAGCAUAAACGUAUUGGGACAUGCCAUUUCAGCGAUGGUGUCUCCCAUGUGAACCAGAUGACUGGACACGAGCAUCAUGACAUCCAGCGAAUGCUUGUCCCCACUAUUGUGGGUGUGACAUCUCCUGGGUUCACUUGUGUGAUCUCACAAGCUCCCACUUUCACCCCCUCCUCUCUUAACAGCAUGGUGUCCUCCCUGAAUGAAUUCCAUUCCUACAAACACUUUGUCUUAGAGGCGGAAGCUCACACGGGAACUUCUGGCCCUAUCAAUCAUUUUCAGAUCCCCAAACUUGAGUCUUUCAAUUUGUUCGCUCGUUCAAUCCAACAAUUGGGCACCAUCAUACAACAUUCCGUGGAUGUCAGAAUAUCUCUCAUCAACAUUAUGGAUAACGAGUUCGACGAAGUAAUUGAUAUGGAUCCAACAUUUAGUUGGAUAGCGCAUGUUGCACCGCAAGAGAUGCAUCAUUUUCAGGUGAUUCACCCUGUUCGUAAUCACUUUCUCAAAGGCAUCCUUUCCAGCGAGGCCAACACCGCAUUUCAUGUUACCAUCGCUCAUGAUCUUGCUGAUCAUUCAGCCACCGCUCUCGCUCAACGUUAUCAUCUCCCAGAUUUUCCAAAGGUCCUUUCACAGUAUCUUGACAGUGUAUCGGGUCGGAACUCACUCUAUCACAGUUACCUCCUCAAAUCUUGGUUCAAAUUCAGGCUUCAACUCCAUUCCCAACUUUGUCCAUGCAACAUCAUGCCGAGCCAGCAAGUUCAGGCAUAUCCACCAUCUGAUAUGUAUCCUUUUGGAAACUGUGGUAUUGUUCUGCUCCAACCUACAAAUGCUCACCUGCAGUCUGUGCUGUGCGUCGCUCAACUACCAGUGGACCUCAAGGACCCUCUUCUGUAUGUUCAGCUAUUUGAAAUAGCUGCGCCCCCUGAAGCUGAGCCGCACAUUGCCAUGUACCAAGUUCGAUGUUCAUUUUAUCCCAUGCCUGAUGGUUCUCUGAGUCACACAAGGAUCAGGAAGAUAGUACGGCUUGUCGAUGUUACACACGCAGUAGAACUGAUACCCAUCUAUGGGACAACAAUGGAUCGCUCUGUUACAUCAGUAACGUCUCUUGAACACUACAAUAAUUUUUAUCUCAAUGCAUUCUCUGAUAAAGAGUGGUACCACACAUUGCAUGCAGAUUUUAUCUAG